AUGAUCUGUUCAAGCCAUCCAACUGCGGCCUCCCUCGUCUCCGAUCUUCUUGACUCUGUCUUGACACCGGGCUCGGGCGAGGGAGGAGGAGAGAGUGUAGGUACAUGCAGCGCAAGUCUACCGGCACUACAAACCCCUGCUCCCACCCCUGCUGCAACUGUGGGGCACACGGUGGACAUCAUCUAAAUCGAUGGUCGAACUAUCACUGCGCCCACUCUCGACACCAGAUGGCUUAAGCGCUCGGACAGUUCACUUCUGCGCGGGAGGGGGAAACGAGAGUGAGGCAGACGUUGGUGACUCCAUCCUCGCGGAGUGUCAGCGCUUUUUUUACUGCAGUUAAGCUGACACUCGUGAGCCGAUCGCGAGGUAAUAAAGGUCAGAGAUUGGAGGGCUGUCCAAUGGCGAUUCAAAACAAAAAAUUGCAUUUAGCCCUGUCUGUACGUGUGUGUGUUGCCUCCAAGAUUUGUAUGCGUCUGCUAUGUUGUGAUUCAGAAAACCGUGGCUGACGCGGCCUGGGUUGCGCUGGCAGUUCCCUGACACCUGGUUCCCUGCCGAUAGACGAACCUGCACUCCCGCUGGGUAGCCAGGUGGUGAGCAUGACUGCCCAACCCUCCUAGUCUUUCUGACCAGGUGUAGUCCAGUUGUUGUUGGUUAAAAUCCUGGACAAGUGUUUGUUGUGAACCAAGGGGUGUUGCGGUACGCCUAGGUGCGGGUCCAGCCCUGGCAACCACCUGCGCUCUCUCCCGAUUUCGGUCGUCUUGACUGCCUUGGCAUCGGGAGGGAGUGCGAUAAAUGCUGCGCAAUUCUACCCUCACUAUAAAUUAAAUCACGCUCAAGUCACCAUGCCUGCCUUCACCUUGCCCUAGAGCACAUGGUGGACAUCGUCGGCAGGACGGUCGAACUGUCGUCACCACUGUAGCGAACCAGGUGGCAAACGCACGGGACCAACACCGGGGCUAGAUCGGAGUGCCGUAGGCGUGCUGAACCUGCUUCACUUUGCUGUGAAGCCCACUGUGGACAGCGUCCGUUGUGACGAUCGAGCUACCGUCUGCCGAGGGCUGGGCCAAUCACCGCCUCGUCAUCUCCAAGAUGAGGCUCUGAUAGCAACACCGUAAGAGGCCAGACGUCAAACGUCCACCAGGUGAGGUAAAUACUGUUCUUCUGCCUGACGGAUGGUACCACCGAUACCGAGGAGCUUGUCCAAAAGUUCAACAGUGCGCACCCCUCGCUAAAGUUCACUGCAGAGACCGAGGCAGAUAACGAACUUGCCUUUCUCGAUGUCCUUCUGCACAGGCAAGAGGAUGGGUCUAUCCAGCGCAGAGUGUUCCGAAAGAAAACCUGGACAGGACAAUAUGUUAAUUUCCACAGUUUUGUCCCCCUUCACAUCAAACGGAAUUUAGUCCAGGGAUUGGCGACUAGAGUGAGACGCAUCUGCUCACCUGAAGCUAUUGAAGAAGAACUUCAACAGCUGCGGAACACACUUCGGGAGAACGGAUACCCAGAUAGAUUCAUCCUCCGAAAUAUUGGGGAACGCGUUGAAAAGCCCACUGUUGAGACUGCGGAAAAGAAAGAUGAAUUCAUAAGAUUGCCUUUUAGAGGAGACGCAGAGAGCGAACUAGUCCGACGGCGCUUAACUACAGCUAUCACGAGGGCAUUUCCUGCGGCGAAUUUACGCGUAUGCUUCACAAACUCUCCCCUCCUACGUUUGGGAGGUAAAGACAGACUACCGUUGGAGGCCACAUCAAUGUGCAUUUAUUCAUUCACUUGCUCCUGUGGAGCAGGAUACAUCGGCCGCACAACGAGACGCCUGGUAAAGAGAGUACGUGAACAUAUGCCCGUCUGGCUAGACAGAGGUGAGACCCGGUCGAUUUCGAGUUCUAUUCUCGCGCAUUUAAUCGAUACGAACCACCGAGUCGAUGCCAAGAAAGCAUUUCAGGUUGUCUACCGGACACCAACAUGCUUCUCUAAAGGCCUACGCCAACGGAUACUAGCAACGGCAGAGGCAGUAGCUAUACGGUUAGUGAAUCCGGUGUUAUGCUGUCAGAAAACUCUGACACAAGCGCUUUCGCUGCCGUGGCCAACGCCAACGCCAACCCCAAGUGAUGAAGCCAUGCCGCCUCAAAUCCCUAAUCACGAUGAUGGGUACUCCGUGUACUCAACCCAAGAUCAUUACUCAAAGACUCUCUUACCCCCCUCCCCUAGCCCUGACGACUAACACCCGCCGACCUUCUCAUGCGGGCGGCGUGGGGAUGAUGAGUGUUAGUGAUUUAAUAGCCCUUGAGGCAUCUAUAAACACUGUUGAUUUUGUACAUUUUCAUUCGUUUCAUGUAAUUGUAUUGGCCUGAGGAAGAAUUACCGAAAACGUGCGUUCGCCAACUUGACUUUUCAAUUUUAACAUGGGAAUAUUUGCGGAACUUAAAUACUGUUCUGUUGAAUUUGCCUGCUCCCAGCACCUGGCCCCGGAGGACAACGCCCCCGGGAGAUUCAGUGGCGUCAACUACGGACUGCUAUCCGUACGACUACUUUGGGCGUCCUCGGUCGCCAGCAUCAGGACUGGUCCGACAAAAACGACGCAGAAAGCAGCUAACUGCCCCGCCGAAAAGCCUACAUAGACCAUCAGACCAACGCAAACAAUGAGACUUUCAUCAGCUGUUGUCGCUUAGUGCAGCAACAACUGAGGGAGAUACAGAACGCCUAGAUGAUUCACAAGGUCUCAAAAAUCAAGAGAUAUGCUGACUGCUGUGAAACAAAUAAUCCUUUGCGUCAGUCAAGGCGACCUACGGUACCGCAACCAAACGAACUGCACUUAUGGAGGUAAAAUAAGAUUCUAAAAUCAGAAGAAGAAGAAGAAGAAGAAGAAGAAGAAAAAGAACAAGAAGAAGAAGACGAGGAAGAAAAAGAAGAAGAAGAAUCGAUCGCUGGAACAAGGGCUUUAUUUGCCUGACGUUUCGGAUUCUCACUUGAACCCAUCAUCAGAGACAGUGGCAGAAAGGGGUGACUCGUGCACAGGAAGUUGCAGUAUUUAUAGGAUGCAGUCGCUAUGCUACCGCAUACGUAUAGUAAUUAACCGCCCCCGCCUUCAUCAAGGAUUGUUGUCCGCUGGUACGCUAAUUGCUCGAUGGCCGGAAUGAAAGUUGUUGCUUGCUGAAAUCCCGUCAUCCGUGUUGGAUGCUGGCGUGAUGAUUGCUCGGCCAUCUGGCUCACCGGCUUGCGCGCUCUCCGAGUGGUCAAUUACUUUGGCUAGCCUAUGCCUCAGUACGGAAUAUGGAGUGGGAUGUCGGUGCAAUUGUUGAUAGACUGAGGUCCCGUAAACCAUGACUCAAGCAACCCACGGCUCACGCGAUCAUCCCCUCUCGCGAGAAUUUCGGCCUCAUCGAACGAGACCCGGCCACACAUUCAAGUUCGAUGAGGCCAACACGGGUGAUGUAAUCUCUGCAAUUAACAACUUGCAUGCCGGCCACCAAGCAGUUAGCGCACCAGCGGGCAACAAUCCUUGAUGAAGGGGGGGGCGGUUAAUUGCUAUAGGUAUGCGGUAGCAUAGCGACUGCAUCCUAUAAAUACUGCAACUUCCUGUGCACGAGUUACCCUUUUCUGCCACUGUCUCUGAUGAUGGGUUCAAGUAAGGAUCCGAAACGUCAGGCGAAUAAAGCUCUUGCUCCAGCGAUCGCUUCUUCUUCUUCUUCUUCUUCUUCUUCUGAUCAACUAGUUCCUGGAAUUCGCAGCUUCACUUGUAUCAGAUUCUGAAAUGUUAGGCUGAGCACUUCAGAAAUGUCCUCAGUCACCCAUUUACAAUCUACGAGGCCACCAUCGAUUGACUCCCUCAAGCGGAGACGAACUGCAACAAGGAUUUGUCGCCUUCCCUCCCAGAAACAAUCCGCGCGUGCACUAACUGUCCAGCGGGAAAGCGUCGGGAUCCGACGCGACUCUGGCCGAAGUCCACAAGCACGGCGGACCCUGACUGAUGGAUCGGCUUGCAGCAUUGUACUAGGAGAUGUGGCGCCAAGGACAAGUUUUUGAGUACUUCAGGGAUGUGACAGUCGUCUAUGUCUGCAAGGGUAAAGGAACCAGUAACUCUGUUCCAACCGUGGAGGAAUCUCGCUACUCAACAUCGCCGAGGAGAUCGUUACUCCCAUCCUCCGCAACAGUUUCGAUUGUCAUCUCGAGCAGGGACUUCUGACGAAAACAUAUUGCGGAUUCCAACGCCACCGCUGAACCACCGAUAUGAUCUACGCCAUCCGCAAGCUGAAAAAAAAACGCCAGAAAAUGCUGUCCCACCUCUACACUAUCUCCAUGGACUUGAGGAGAGCCCUCAACACGGUGAGUCGCAAGGGACUGUAGAAAAUCUUACAGAAAUUCGGCUCUGUCGAGCGAUUCACGCACAUUGUGCGUCAGAUCCACAAGGGGACGAUGGCGCGCGUCAGGGACAAUGGGACCGUCUCAGAAGCAUUCGGAUUGACCAGUAGAAUGAGGCAGGUCCGUGUGCUUGCCUCAACUACCUACAGCCUCAUAUUCACUGCAAUACUGAUAGAUGCCUACUCUAUUUAGCGCCUGGGAUCCGCAUUGUUUGAAGGACAGGCGGCCACCUAAACAGUCGGCACAUGUAGGACUCAACGUGUCUCUCCACGGCUACUGUUCACAACCUGUUCUUCGCGGACGAUUGUUCACUCAACACCUCGGUCCAAGAAGGCAUCAAAGGAGUCUGGACGGCUUUCCCCCGGGUGCACAAAGUUCGGGCUGUCUACCAACACAGAAAAAACGGUCGUCAUACAUUAACCGCCACUGAACGCCGUAUAUAGUGUUCCUCGCAUCCACAUAAACAACCCCGAGCUAAAGACCGUGGACAUCCUUGUCUACUUAGGCAGCACAAUCCGACGCUGCAUCAAAAUUGACGACGAAAUGGUUCACCGGAUCUCGAAAGCCAACUAAACACUCGGUCAGCUGCCGAAAAGCGUAUGAAACCGCCACGGUUUCCAUUUGAACAUCAAAUUGGAGUUCUAAGAAGUGAUCAUCCUGAAAGCUCUGUUGUAUGGUGUGGAGACCUAAACAGUUUAUGGGAAACAAACAGGGAGACUUUAUCACUGCUACCUCAGUUGUCUUCGACGGAUACUAAAGUUGAGAUAGCAGGACAGGAUCUCGGACACGGAAGUUUUUAAAUGCACUGGAAUCCUUAGUAUUCACGCCAUGGUGAGCCAAAUAGAACUACGAUCAAGCGGACAUCUCAAGAGGAUACACAAUGGGCGCCCACAAAACAGUUCUUCUAUGCAGAUGUCGCCACGAGUGCUCGCCGACGAAGUGGUCAAACCCUUUGCUACAUGGAUACCUUGGUGUGAAUUUAAACCAAGCCAAAGACCUGAGAAGACCUCGCACAAAACCUAUCGAUGUUGAAAAUUCCCGGACUACUGGAUCAGGCAUCAAUGAAGCCAACUGGAUAGCUGCCGUCAAAGCCAUCAGGGAAGCUUGUAAGCCCAGCAGUUCCCGAGAGGCCGACGCAGCGGGAGGAGAGAAAAAAAAAUCGAUCAGCAUGAGGCCGGCCAACACAACUUGCCACUUAAAAUUAAAUUUUUGAUCGAUUUAGUGCAGUUUACGCUUUGAUAAUGAAGAGCCGACCCAGCUUUUCGAAACGUCAGCAGUUAAAUAAACCUGUUCCGGGAGAGCCUAUUUUCUUCUUCUAGUUCCUGACUUGCAGCGUUAACCUCUAAACCCUCCCAGCAGACCUGCUAUACCGACGGAAAUUCCGAGCGGAUCGGCCUAGUCGGACAUCUCCGAACCCAAUGCACCAACAGACCGUCAAACCCAAGUGCCGUCUUCCGACUGCCCCUGCUCCAAACCCCACGGCCACCACUCUCCCCAUCGAUACUCAACCGGCGCCGCCGAUCACCGCCAUCCCAAUCGUCCCUGCAACAACCUUCGCGGAGAUGACCAGCACCACAGCUCCCACUCUCGCCACUGAUUAAAGCGCUCAUGACGGCCUGCCAAACACCGCCGCCGCCGCCGCCGCCGCCGCCGCCGCCGCCGCCGCCGCCGCCGCCGCCGCCGCCGCCGCCGCCGCCACCACCACCACCACCACCACCACCACCACCACCACCACCACCACCACCACCACCACCACCACCACCACCACUCGCAUCACCUCCUGCUAUGCGGACGCAGUCCUAG
Spirometra erinaceieuropaei is the source of this 6156-nucleotide messenger RNA. Lineage: Eukaryota; Metazoa; Platyhelminthes; Cestoda; Diphyllobothriidea; Diphyllobothriidae. The record is from the annotation of a GenBank genome assembly.